Carassius auratus (goldfish) is the source of this 1312-nucleotide messenger RNA. Its product is annotated as C-type mannose receptor 2-like. The coding region runs from base 88 to 1221 and encodes 377 amino acids. The record is from RefSeq and is a predicted model, not a curated record. Lineage: Eukaryota; Metazoa; Chordata; Actinopteri; Cypriniformes; Cyprinidae. The transcript is spliced from 5 exons.
GGGCUGAGAGCAGAUAUAAUAUUCACACAGUUGGAAGCUGGAGACAGAAAGAUCAGACUCAGGACAGAAACACACAACCUCUGAAAAAUGGACCAAACUCUAUAUUUCAUCCUUCUUAUUGCUCUCUGCUCUGUAUCUGAAUGUGUUCAGCGUCAGUAUCACUUUAUAAAUGAGAAGAAGACCUGGGCUGAAGCUCAGAGAUACUGUAGAGAGAAAUACACAGAUCUGGCCACCAUUGAUGACAUGAACGACAUGAAGGAGCUGAACAAGAGUGUGACUGAUAAAAGUCUUGAGUAUGUCUGGAUUGGGCUGCAGAAGACGGGUCGUGAUGAAUGGCAGUGGUCUUCAGGUGAACCUGCGCUCUAUCUGAACUGGGCUCCUGGACAACCAGAAGCUAGAGGAGAAGAGUGUGGUAUGAUGACAAAAGGAGAAUGGCAUGACUUGACAUGUAGUGAUCAAAAGCAUUUCAUCUGCUACAACAUGAACACAGGACUCGUCUUUGUCAAUCAGAAGAUGAAUUGGAAAGAUGCUCAGAGUUACUGCAGACAGAAUCACAUUGAUCUGGUCAGUGUGAGGAACCAGAAUGAGAAUCAACAGGUUGAGAAGAUCAUCAGUGAUAAUCAUUUAUCUGGAUCAUAUGUCUGGAUCGGUCUGUUCAGAGUCAGAGACUCAUGGCAGUGGUCAGAUCAGAGUAACUCCUCAUUCAGAUACUGGAAAACUGGUCAACCUGAUAAUGAUGGAGGUGAAGGUGAAGGCUGUACAGUGGUUGAACUAAAUAUUCAGGGACAAUGGAACGACGUCCCUUGUACCACUCUAUAUCCUUUCGUGUGUCAUGAAGGGUGGUUUGUUUGGUUUCCAGAUAAACUGAUUCUGAUCAAGGAGAAUCUGACGUGGUCUGAAGCUCUGAGAUACUGCAGACAGAAUCAUGUGGAUCUGCUCUCGGUUCAUUCAGAAAAGAUUCAGCGUCGUGUGAUGAACGUGGUUAAACGAGCGUCUACUGAGGCAGUGUGGUUGGGUUUACACAACUACUGCGUCAUGAACAUGUGGCUCUGGCUGAGUGGAGAGGUCGUGUGCUAUCAGAACUGGGCUCCAGGGAACGGAACGACACCCGAAAACUGCAAACUGGAGAACAGAAAAGGAGCAGUUCAGUCUGGAGGAGAUCAGCGCUGGAUCAGCCUUCCUGAAUCUCACAAACUCAACUUCAUCUGCAGCAGAAAUUAAGAGCUAAUGUGUUUACUUACAUUAACAGUUUUCACAGGCCACUUCAUUAUUUUUCAGAUUUUUUUUAUGCUUGUGUUGUUAUUUAGUAUGU